This is a messenger RNA of Lachancea dasiensis, 1368 nucleotides long. NCBI's taxonomy places the organism in Eukaryota, Fungi, Ascomycota, Saccharomycetes, Saccharomycetales, Saccharomycetaceae. The record is from the annotation of a GenBank genome assembly.
AUGAGCACCGCGGACGCCAACAAGAUCCGCAACGAGGAGUUCAAGAUAUGGAAGAAAGCAGUGCCCGCGCUGUACCAGCACAUCUCGACGUUCCGGCCGCCGUCCACCACGGUGUUUGAGCGCGUGGAGCAGGUCGCCAAAGUGGUGGCCUUCACGCGCGAGGUGGUGCCGGACGCCGCGCGCGGGACGCUCGCGGCGUCGCUGUUGUGCUCGCAAGGCAGCGACGUGUACGAGGUGGAGUUCGAGCUCCCGCUCGGGCUCCACGACGACGACGACGACGACAGCGGCGGCCGCGGCGGCCGCGGCGACCCGCAAUACGGGCCCGCGUUCGCGCGGCCCGCGCAGCGGGAGCCCAAGUGGACCUACCAGGGCGAAACCAUCACCAAACUGCAGUGCCUGGGCACGUCGUCCGCAGUGGCGAUGACCGCCAGCGGGUCGCUGGCGUGGUUCCAGGCGGGCUGCCGGGCGCCGGUGUCCGUGGUGGAGGAGCUGGUCGGGCCCGCGACCAGUUUCUCGCAGAUCCACGACCAGUCGCGCGCCCACGGCGACGCGCGCGCGGACUUUGCAGUUUCCGGGGACCUGGCGACGCUGGUGAAGUCGCAGCCGGGCCCCGGGUCGGCGAGUCUGUUGAAAGUGGUGGACAACUCGGCGCAGCCCGCGGGCCGCGUCGUCCGAGUCAUCCUGGUCCCGGGCACCUCUGCGACGCCCGUGGUUCGGUUUCUCGACAACCACCUCUUCGCGGCGUGUUCCGACGACAGCACCGUCCGGUUCUUCGAUGUGCGUGGCGACGGCUCGCCGCUGUGGGCCCUAACGGACCCGCACGACGGCAGGGUCACCAGCAUGGACGUGUCGCCGUUUGUAGAAACGUUGUUCCUCACGGGCUCGGACACCGGGGUGCUGAAGCUGUGGGACUUGCGAAGCAUUGUCGCGUGCGCGCCGACGCGCGAGGAGCCCAGGCCGAUCGCCAAGUUUUACCAGUCGGCCGGGGACGCGGUCGCGGACAUCAAGUUUGGAGUCUCUUCGCCGACCGAGGUUCUGACCGUGGGACGGUCCGGGAACGUCUACCAUUGGGAUUUGGAACCCGUGUUCGUGCGCGACGGCGACAACGACCACGACCACGACCAUGACCACGACGACGACGCCCCGGACCCGGAGGAAUUGCAGCAACUGUGUUUGAAGUUCAUGCACACCGGUGGUGGCCGCAGAAACGUGGCGAAUUGUAACCAGCGCGACACUGUCACUUGGCACCCGGUCAUCUGCGGGCUCGUUGGGUGCGUCGACCCGGACGGAGUCUUGACGGUGUACAAGGGCUUGGUUGGAACCGACGAGGAGUCAUCUGCGCCGAGCGCCGAUGAGGACGAGCACUAG